AUGGCUGUACUAGUGGUGGUAGGGGAGGGGGCUCAGAAAGUAGGAUAUGAAAGAGAUCAAGAAAGGGAAGAGGAAGAAGACGAGGGUGAAGAAUCAGGGCACGAUGGAGGGUUGAGGCGGGGGAUAGAGGUGAGUGGGAGGACAGUUGACGGAGCGGGCACAACCACUCCGAGUCAAUGGAAGGAUAGCAGCGAGGAAAAGAUGAGAGAGAUGACUUUUGAGGCGUCUCAAAAGGAUAGCGGAGAGGGGAAGAUGAGAGAGAUGAUGGAAUCAUGUGGGGAAGGGGAGGAGGGCGGAGCGGCACGGGCGAUGGGGAAAGAUAGAGGAGGAGGGAAGGAGGAAUCGGAUGAGGACAUGAUCGCCUUUUCUCCUUUCCUCCGCUUCACACCCAUCCCUUACAUCACCUCUCUCCCCAAGCCUCCCCCUUCGCCUUCCCCCAUGCCCCCUCCCAUCCCUUCCCCUUUCCCACCGCCAAUUCCGUUCACCAUCCCUCAGCCCAUCCUUCCGUCCAUCCCUCCGCCAAUCCUUCCCCUCAUCCUUUCGCCAACCCUUCCCCCCAUUCCGCUCCCCACUCCUGCGCGCAUCCCUGCACAGCUAAUUCCCACUUUCAAGCAUUCAUCCAUCCCUCCGUCCAUCCAUUCUCUCUUCCCACCAUCCAUCCCUGCGCCCAUUCCUCCGCGCAUCCUCCCCCCUAUCCCUCUGCGCACCACACAGAAAAUCCCCCCUGUUCCGCUGAUCCCCCCUGCGCGCACUCUCUAA
Messenger RNA from Closterium sp. NIES-65, 759 nucleotides. The record is from the annotation of a GenBank genome assembly. NCBI's taxonomy places the organism in Eukaryota, Viridiplantae, Streptophyta, Zygnematophyceae, Desmidiales, Closteriaceae.